GCAGGCAUGCCCCGGACGCUGAGUGCCUCCACCGUGGUCAGCCCUGGAAGCCGCAGCCCACCCCCCACGGAGCCCACAGAUGGCGAACAGGCCGGGCAGCCCCUCCUGGACGGAGCUCCAUCCUCCGCCUCCCUGGACACCCUGAUCCAGCACCUGGUACCCACAGCCGACUACUACCCCGAGAAAGCCUACAUCUUCACCUUCCUGCUCAGCUCUCGUCUCUUCAUCGAGCCCCGGGAGCUCCUGGCCCGAGUCUGCCACCUGUGCAUCGAACAGCAGCAGCUAGACCAGCCAGUGCUGGACAAGGCCCGUGUCCGGAAGUUUGGUCCCAAACUGCUCCAGUUGUUGGCUGAGUGGACAGAGACCUUCCCAAGGGACUUCCAGGAGGAGGCAACCAUUGGACACCUGGAAGACGUGGUGGGACGCAUCGCCCCCUGCGAUGAGGCAUAUGGAAAGAGGAUGCACCAGCUACUGCAGGACUUGCACCAGAAGCUGGCAGCCCUGGGCCAGGGGACCGAAGGCCUGCUGGGCAUUGACAAGCCCAUUUCCUACAGGACCAAACCGCAGGCCUCCAUCCACAGGGAGCUCCUUGGGGUCUGCAGCGACCCCUACACGCUGGCCCAGCAGCUAACUCACGUGGAGCUGGAACGGCUGCGUCCCAUCGGGCCGGAGGAGUUUGUCCAGGCUUUCGUGAACAAGGAUCCCCUGGCCAGUACCAAGCCCUGUUUCGGUGACAAGAGCAGCAACCUAGAGGCCUACGUGAAGUGGUUCAACAGACUCUGCUACCUGGUGGCCACUGAGAUCUGCAUGCCAGCCAAGAAGAAGCAGAGAGCCCAAGUGAUUGAGUUCUUCAUCGAUGUGGCCCGCGAGUGCUUCAACAUUGGCAACUUCAACUCCCUGAUGGCCAUUAUUUCUGGCAUGAACAUGAGCCCUGUCUCCAGGCUGAAGAAGACCUGGGCCAAGGUGAAGACAGCCAAGUUUUUCAUCCUGGAGCACCAGAUGGAUCCCACAGGGAACUUCUGUAACUACAGGACAGCCCUGCGUGGAGCAGCCCACCGCUCACUCACUGCCCACAGCAGCCGGGAGAAGAUCGUCAUCCCUUUCUUCAGCCUGCUCAUCAAGGACAUCUACUUCUUGAACGAGGGCUGUGCCAACCGCCUGCCCAAUGGACACGUCAACUUCGAGAAAUUUCUGGAACUGGCCAAGCAGGUUGGAGAGUUUAUCACCUGGAAACAAGUGGAGUGUCCUUUUGAGCAAGAUACAAACAUCACCCACUACCUGUACACUGCCCCCAUCUUCAGCGAGGAUGGUCUUUAUUUGGCUUCUUAUGAAAGUGAGAGCCCAGAGAACCAAACAGAAAAAGACAGAUGGAAAUCCUUAAGAUCUUCUAUUUUGGGAAAGACAUGAGUGGUGCUGAACUGAAGGAGGAGGAAGACGCGGAACCAGCAGAGGCCCAUAGGCGCCCCA
Molecule: messenger RNA, 1467 nt
Organism: Ochotona curzoniae (black-lipped pika)
Lineage: Eukaryota; Metazoa; Chordata; Mammalia; Lagomorpha; Ochotonidae
Gene: RASGEF1C
Product: RasGEF domain family member 1C
Exons: 13
Coding region: 7-1407 (466 amino acids)
Biological process (GO): Ras protein signal transduction; positive regulation of GTPase activity
Cellular component (GO): plasma membrane
Molecular function (GO): guanyl-nucleotide exchange factor activity
Source: RefSeq, a predicted model, not a curated record